AUGUUUGCUAUUAGUUAUUUCGUCCAGCUGUUAGUACAGUUUGAAGUAACUGGUCUGUUUGUUUUGUUUAGUACAGAACUUCUAAAAAUUGGCUUCAAACUUAAACGAAACCUCUGUCAUAGUGAUCAUCCUGGCCAUACAUGUUCGAUAUUUCUCGGUUAUCUUAGAAAUAAAUUUAAUUUGUACACCAUAUUUAUAGUACCCAGUCAUGAAAAUAAUGAUAUAACAACCAUACAACUACUUGAACAAGGUGUGAAAUCAGGCACUGUUUGUAAAACCACACGCUCUGUCGAAGAAUACGUAUUAUUCAUAAAUCCAAAAUUGUUCGACGUUGUUUGCGUGCAACCUCCAUUUGCAAAAUGGCCAUAA
Molecule: messenger RNA, 369 nt
Organism: Echinococcus granulosus
Lineage: Eukaryota; Metazoa; Platyhelminthes; Cestoda; Cyclophyllidea; Taeniidae
Exons: 2
Coding region: 1-369 (122 amino acids)
Source: RefSeq, a predicted model, not a curated record